AUGGAUCUAAAGAAUCUGUCCAUGUACAAUGAUGAUGAAUACAAUAAUGGCACUAAUGGCACAGCUAUUGAUCAGAAGACUCACUACAAUUAUUAUGCCAUGCUGCUUACGCUCCUCAUAUUUGUCAUCGUCUUUGGUAAUGUCUUGGUCUGCAUGGCGGUGUCUAGGGAAAAGGCUCUACAAACCACCACCAAUUACCUAAUUGUCAGCCUUGCUGUAGCUGAUCUUUUGUUGGCAACACUGGUGAUGCCCUGGGUGGUUUACCUUGAGGUGGUUGGCGAGUGGAGGUUUAGUCGUAUUCACUGUGACAUCUUUGUGACCCUUGAUGUUAUGAUGUGUACAGCAAGUAUCCUUAAUCUUUGUGCCAUCAGCAUUGACAGGUAUACAGCAGUGGCAAUGCCGAUGCUCUACAACACGCGUUACAGUUCCAAGCGCAGAGUGACUGUCAUGAUUGCAGUAGUUUGGGUCUUAUCCUUUGCAAUCUCUUGUCCACUUCUCUUUGGACUAAAUAACACUGCUUCUAAUGAGUGCCUCAUUGAAAACCCUGCAUUUGUCAUCUACUCCUCUGUUGUAUCCUUCUAUGUCCCUUUUAUUGUCACACUCUUGGUGUAUGUCCAGAUUUAUAUUGUCCUAAGAAAGAGGAGGAAAAGGGUAAACACUAAGCGCAACAGUGGAGGCGUGCAUACACACAUUCCUUUGUAUGACAAAUGUACUCACCCAGAAGAUGUGAAGCUGUGUGCUGUCUUUGUUAAAUCCAAUGGGAGCUUCGCAGCAAAUAAAAAGAAAGUGGAGGCAGAGAACCAUCAAGAAGAAAUGGAAAUGGAGAUGAUGUCAAGCACAUCACCCCCAGAAAAGACAAAGCACAAGUCAGCCUCCCCAAACCACCAACAGCUGGCUGUGCCAGCAGCAUCAAACCAGUUCAACACUUCUGUCCCUUCUCCAGCAGAUAGUCCAUGUAAGGCUGAGAAGAAUGGCCAUCCAAAAGACAGUGCCAAGCCUGCAAAGGCUUUUGAAACUCAGUCAAUGCCCAAUGGCAAAACAAGGACCUCUCUUAAAACUCUGAGCAAAAGGAAACUUUCACAGCAAAAAGAGAAGAAAGCAACACAGAUGUUAGCCAUUGUACUUGGAGUCUUCAUUGUCUGUUGGUUUCCUUUCUUCAUAACCCACAUCCUAAAUAUGCAUUGCGACUGUAAAAUCCCACCGGCAUUGUACAGCGCAUUCACUUGGCUUGGAUAUGUUAACAGUGCGGUCAACCCUAUUAUUUAUACCACAUUUAAUAUCGAAUUCAGAAAAGCCUUCAUAAAAAUACUUCACUGCUAG
Bufo gargarizans (Asiatic toad) is the source of this 1320-nucleotide messenger RNA. RefSeq names its product dopamine receptor D2 (gene DRD2). NCBI's taxonomy places the organism in Eukaryota, Metazoa, Chordata, Amphibia, Anura, Bufonidae. The transcript is spliced from 8 exons. Gene Ontology annotation, biological process: adenylate cyclase-inhibiting dopamine receptor signaling pathway; adenylate cyclase-activating adrenergic receptor signaling pathway. The coding region runs from base 1 to 1320 and encodes 439 amino acids. Gene Ontology annotation, molecular function: dopamine neurotransmitter receptor activity, coupled via Gi/Go; G protein-coupled receptor activity. Gene Ontology annotation, cellular component: glutamatergic synapse; presynaptic membrane. The record is from RefSeq and is a predicted model, not a curated record.